This is a messenger RNA of Cotesia congregata, 378 nucleotides long. The record is from the annotation of a GenBank genome assembly. NCBI's taxonomy places the organism in Eukaryota, Metazoa, Arthropoda, Insecta, Hymenoptera, Braconidae.
AUGCCCGGGUGCAUGACAGCAGAGAUAAUAAGCUACGACUCGAGCAGAGGUGGCGUCUCGGUAGUAACGGAGAAGGGUGACAGUACGACAAGUUUUUUGCUGGUUCAACAUGCCAAGCCCUCUGACUCGGGACAAUACACUUGCAAUCCAAGCAACGCUCAACCCAAGUCGAUUACCGUUCACGUCCUCAAUGAAACAGAAACAGAUAUUUGUAGUGUGUUCCUAUGUUUCAGGAGAGUAUCCUGCGGCAAUGCAGCAUGGUGGUCAAGCGAAGCAACCACGAUUUUACUCGCUCCUCCUAUGCCUCUGUCUACUACUCUAUUAAAAUUAUUAAACUUUUGUGUUCCGGUAAAUCUUAUAAAACCAGUGCAAUACUGA